This is a messenger RNA of Perca fluviatilis (European perch), 3495 nucleotides long. RefSeq names its product dynamin 1-like (gene dnm1l). Gene Ontology annotation, molecular function: GTP binding; GTPase activity; microtubule binding. Gene Ontology annotation, biological process: mitochondrial fission; mitochondrial fragmentation involved in apoptotic process. NCBI's taxonomy places the organism in Eukaryota, Metazoa, Chordata, Actinopteri, Perciformes, Percidae. The record is from RefSeq and is a predicted model, not a curated record. Bases 134 to 2335 code for a protein of 733 amino acids. The transcript is spliced from 20 exons. Gene Ontology annotation, cellular component: mitochondrion; microtubule; cytoplasm.
GCAGUUGUUGGUAGAUCCUCCAAAGAGACGCCAGUAGCUUUAGCCGUGAGACAUUGAAUGACUUUGUUGUACCCCUGUGCGGCAGAGUAAAUAAAGUUGCCUAUCUGACAGGUCGGGAUUAGUAUUGGAGCUCAUGGAGGCCCUCAUACCUGUCGUUAACAAACUGCAGGAUGUAUUUAACACGGUCGGCACAGACAUAAUUCAACUGCCGCAGAUAGUUGUUGUGGGAACUCAGAGCAGUGGGAAGAGUUCGGUUUUAGAGAGCCUGGUUGGCAGGGACGUGCUGCCACGUGGCACUGGCAUCGUCACACGCCGGCCCCUUAUCCUACAGCUAGUGCACAUCGAUCCAGAGGACCGCCGAAAAACCAGUGAAGAGAAUGCCACAGAAUCCAAGAAAAAUGGACGCCUUUACAGAGGAAUCGAUGGAGAGGAAUGGGGCAAAUUUCUACACACCAAAAACAAGAUCUUCACGGAUUUCGAGGAGAUCAGGCAAGAAAUUGAAGCAGAAACACAAAGAAUUUCUGGCAAUAACAAGGGUAUUAGUAAUGAACCCAUUCACCUGAGAAUCUUCUCACCACACGUUGUGAACCUCACAUUGGUGGACCUUCCUGGCAUUACAAAGGUACCGGUGGGAGACCAGCCCAAAGACAUAGAGCUCCAGAUCAGAGAAUUGAUCUUCAAGUACAUCUUCAACCCCAACUCCAUCAUCCUGGCUGUGACUGCUGCCAAUACAGACAUGGCAACCUCAGAGGCCCUCAAAGUAGCUCGCGAGGUUGACCCUGAUGGCAGGAGGACGCUAGCAGUGGUGACCAAGCUGGAUCUGAUGGAUGCUGGCACAGAUGCCAUGGAUGUAUUGAUGGGCAGGGUCAUUCCUGUGAAACUGGGCAUAAUUGGAGUUGUUAAUAGGAGUCAGUUGGAUAUUAAUCAGAAGAAGUUGGUGGCGGAUGCCAUCCGUGAUGAAUACGCCUUCCUACAAAAGAAAUACCCCUCCCUUGCCAACAGAAAUGGAACCAAAUAUCUGGCCAGAACAUUGAACAGGUUACUCAUGCACCACAUCAGAGACUGUCUUCCUGAUCUGAAGACGAGGAUCAAUGUGCUGGCAUCGCAGUACCAGUCGUUACUCAACAGUUAUGGGGAACCUGUGGAGGACAAGAGUUCCACGUUGCUGCAGCUCAUCACCAAGUUUGCUGCAGAGUACUGCCACACCAUAGAGGGCACGGCCAAAUACAUUGAGACAACUGAACUAUGUGGUGGAGCAAGAAUCUGUUACAUAUUUCAUGAAACCUUUGGUCGCACAUUGGAGUCCGUAGAUCCUCUGGGUGGUCUGACAACCAUCGAUGUGCUGACAGCAAUCAGAAAUGCAACGGGCCCGAGGCCUGCUUUAUUUGUGCCCGAGGUUUCGUUUGAGUUGCUGGUGAAGCGACAGGUCAAGCGCCUGGAGGAUCCCAGUCUGCGCUGCGUGGAGCUGGUUCACGAGGAGAUGCAGAGGAUUAUCCAGCACUGCAGCAACUACAGCACCCAGGAGUUGCUGAGGUUUCCAAAGCUCCAUGAUGCCAUAGUAGAAGUGGUCACCUCAUUACUCAGAAAGAGGCUCCCAGUCACCAAUGAAAUGGUUCACAACCUGGUUGCCAUUGAGUUGGCCUAUAUCAACACAAAGCACCCUGACUUUGCCGAUGCCUGUGGCCUCAUGAACAACAACAUAGAGGAGCAGAGACGCAACAGAAUGAGAGACCUGCCCUCUGCUGUCCCUAGAGACAAGUCCCUUAAAGGCCCAGGUGGGCAGUCUCUCUCUCCCACUGAGCCUCAUGCCCUCGAGGGCGAGGCCACCAAGGCAGCAGCCAGUGGCUCUCAGAGCGGCGCUGCCAGCGAGCAGACAGACGGCGGGACGGGGAACUGGAGGGGCAUGUUGAAGAAGGGAGAGGACGGACCAGCUACUGACAGAGCCAUGCUCCAGGCCCCGCCCCCUGCAAACCCACAUAAGGGCUACGCUGUCAACCUGCUAGAUGUGCCUGUUCCAGUGUCCAGGAAGUUGUCUUCUCGGGAGCAGAGGGACUGCGAGGUCAUUGAGAGACUCAUCAAGUCAUACUUCCUUAUUGUACGGAAAAACAUCCAGGACAGUGUACCGAAGGCCGUGAUGCACUUCCUGGUGAACCAUGUGAAGGACUGCCUGCAGAGUGAGCUGGUGGGUCAGUUAUACAAGACGGGCCUGCUGGAUGACCUGCUGACGGAGUCCGAGGACAUGGCUCAGAGACGCAACGAGGCCGCUGACAUGCUCAAGGCGUUGCAGAAAGCCAGCCAGGUGAUUGCAGAAAUCCGAGAAACUCACCUGUGGUGAGGGCGGUCUCUCUUCAUCCCUCAUGAGCCAUCCAGAAGCUCCUGCUGUGACUGCCAGCUCCUCAGACGGAGAGGCGAACAACUUAAAAAAUGCACUGUUGUGGAUAUGUGUAUAUCGAAACAUAGUUUUAAUGUAAAGAAAGGACUUGGAUUUAAUGAAGGGCAGUACAUAUCAGCUCCUCAUCAUCAGCAUCACACAUACUCUUGUCCUAGUUAUUAUAUUUUUCUUAUGUAAUUGAAACAAUAAAUAAAUAGGUGUUAUGCAUCACCACUAUGUGGAGCCUUGAUGAGGAAUGUCUGCUCUUAAUGUAGACUUGAAUUAAAGCUAGAAAUUACAAACCUAUGCUGCAACAUGGGGUUGCUCCCUUUAUCAUGUCAAUUAUUUUAUUAGAUGUUGACAAAAUAAUGUGUCUACUGCUGAUUGUUCAAUAAAUGUACUUAAUUUAGAUUUUUCUUUUUGGGGAAAAUGCCCCAACACUUCUUUUGUUUUGUGUUAACAGUUUUGUUUUUAUGUAGACAUGGAACUAUUCUACACCCCACACAUAUUUGUCCCUUUGUUUACAUGUUUCAACAAGAUCUCUUACACAUAUUUAUAGGUUUCAGUAUAUUUUAUGAGCGGUUACUCAUUCUGGCUGCUUGAAGUUUUGUAUUGUAUAUUGGACUUACAUCGAAACAGACAAUCUGUGGAGUUUGCGGAGUGGAUGUAAUGAUUUAUUUAUUGUUUUGAUAUGAUAAUUGACAUGUAACCCAACACAACAGAACAAUGAAUACAUAUAUAAUAGACCCAUGGGCCAAUCGGUGGUGUCGUGGUCUGCUUCGUCCUGGUCUGGCUGCUCCUUUACCUCAGCCGGCCGCCCAUCUUGCCCUUGCCACGUCCUUUGGCACUGAAAGGACGCAGAGAAACAUGAAUGCCAAAUGCCAAGCACUGGGUUUAGGACAAGUGGAGGUCAUUUAAUUGCAGCACGCAGAAAAUCAAUAGAAAAAAAACAUGUAUUUUUGUUUUUACAGUAUUGAUGUUAAAUACCGGCAUAUUCUCUGUCUCAGACUUGUAAAGACAUGAAAUAAGUUUUGCUUAAAUCAAAAUUGUAAUAAUACGGCAAAUGAUAUCACUAAAGCUUGAGUAUUUGUCACGCUAAUGACUGCAAAUAAAAGUACAGUUCA